Messenger RNA from Fimicolochytrium jonesii, 1736 nucleotides. RefSeq names its product Gti1/Pac2 family-domain-containing protein. NCBI's taxonomy places the organism in Eukaryota, Fungi, Chytridiomycota, Chytridiomycetes, Spizellomycetales, Powellomycetaceae. The transcript is spliced from 2 exons. Gene Ontology annotation, molecular function: DNA binding. The record is from RefSeq and is a predicted model, not a curated record. Bases 244 to 1686 code for a protein of 480 amino acids.
GUUUUCCAGAAGUGUUUGGAAACGCUCCCUCUUUCGUCGGUAGUGUCAACGACUACUCACGUGGCCGUUGAGGUUCCAAAGAGCAGUGCUUCUACGAUUCGGCACAGUCUGUUCCACGACAAAUUGCGUCCCUUCCACCCAGAGCCAUUGCCGUUAAGCUCCGAGCUCGGAACUCCUUGGAGCGAACGAAACCUCAACAUUGACACUUAGCAAUCGGAACCACAUCGACAUUAGCGAUCCCAAAUGUACUUACAACCGUUCGAAACCUUCGUCGGGCACCUUGCUACUGAGCAAGAUGCAUAUACCCUGCUAGACGCAUGUGAACGAGGCUGCCUUCGAAGGAUGCGUCGAAGACCUGAAUCUCUUGUUCGAUCCCGUUCGAUGUCGUUGACAUUGGACAAGACAUCCGAAGAAGAAAAUGUGAUACGCAGCGGGACUGUCAUCGUGUUUGAAGAGACGGAAGCCGCCAUCAAGAGAUGGAGAGAUGGUCUUAAAUGGACGCCGUCUCGGAUCCUCGGGCCCUUUCUGAUCUACCGAGAAGUAAAGUCGCAAGGAACUACCGAUGCUUCUGAAUCAGGGGCUCAAAGCCCUACAUCGUCAUCGCCCGGGCCUAGCACCUCAAGUUUAAUCAAAAAAACAUGCGCCAUCUCACUCGGCGAUGCAAGAUUCCACAUCAUCAGCUACUACGCCCAGAACGAUUCAAAAUUGCUAGACUUGAUAACACCUUCCUCAUGGGCGAAGCAGACUGGAUUCAUGUACGACCAGAAACGAUGGAUCAACGCCAAGAUCGCCGGUGGUUGGAAUUCGCAAUCCACCACCGCACUGAAGGCCCGCAUACGGAGUAGCAAGAAGAUCCGCAAGAAGAGCAUCAAGGAGCAACAUGAAGCGUCCCCAUGCUCGUCCGGUAGUUUUGACAGCAUGUCCUCAAUAGAUAGCUUGCUGGACAGUCUUCACGAGGAGCCGUCCAUCAGCGGGUCACUUCACCCAGCAUACCCCACUUCGACCGUGCAAUUGCCGGAUGUAUCGCAGGCGAAUUUGUCUUCCCAAGGGCUGAUUAGGCACGUCGACUUCAUGCCGCUCUACGUCGAUCACUCGCUUCAAACGUCCUCAACUUCGUCCGCACUUUCGCUACCCCAACAAAUACCGAGCAUAGUACUACCAUCACAUCCCAUCUUACCGCCACAAUCAGACGCAAGCUCCGUGCCUUCUUAUGCUCCGAACAUCUCUUUCGCCCACUCUUGGCCGGCGCCGAACAUUCCCGCAAGCAGCCUGCCCGACAAUGGGCGGUUCACCGACUCCUCUCAGUAUGGCUGUCCAGAGCUUGAUCGCAUGCUCGACAGCUUGCUGACGACGACCCCCAACAACGCCUCCUUUUACGCUUCACCCCCAAAUCUCGGGCCCACCACCAUGGCUCCCAACACGCUCCCUUUCUCAGCCGACCUGAGUCCAUUGCUGCCGCUAGGGCCAUCCUUUCGAGCACCGCAAGCUUCGGACAGCCUUGACAUGCUACUCUCGGUAGACCCCGUGUACAUGCAAGGGAACCAAAACAACACGCUGCACAACCUCCAUUCGCCGUAUCCCUCCCCAUCCCCGCUUUCACCCUUCACGGACGGAACAGCUUGUCCGGAUUCAUAUCCAUACACGUGGCUGCCCACGCCUGGCACCGAAGAUUUCUGGCUUCAGUGAUUUACCACCGUGGUUUUUGGAUACUGGUUCGGGAAUCUUUUGCAUUCUCU